Messenger RNA from Funneliformis caledonium, 999 nucleotides. The record is from the annotation of a GenBank genome assembly. NCBI's taxonomy places the organism in Eukaryota, Fungi, Glomeromycota, Glomeromycetes, Glomerales, Glomeraceae.
AUGACUUCAAAUUCCAACCUCAGAUUCAUUAAAACUUGGUCUUUAACUACUACUACUGAUGACAUGAAUUCGUCUCAGCAUUUUGAUUUUGUCAAUUUUGAUAAUUACUUUUCUUACCUUGACCUUGUAUUCGACGAUAUGGACCAAUCAAUUGAUUCGUUCUUUGAGAACAGGCAAGAUGAGUGGUUUGAGAGGGAUGAAGGAGGACGAUUUUUUAUUUUGCGACAACAACGUUAUCAGUCUAUUAAACGACUUUAUCCGAAACAAUACAAUUCGAAAUCGUCUCCUUCCUUCUCCUCAACAGCAUCAACAUAUUCACGAUGUGUUGAAAGAACUGGUAUUAGUUCGGUCAUUAAUCAUUACUUUAUUGAUUUUAAUGAUAUUAUCAUUUAUACGAAUUCAAAUGAUCUACUUAACCUUUCAAUCGGACUUGUUCAACGACAACAAAGAUCAUUUUUAAGUUUUAACGUAAAUGCUUUUAAGAAAGGAUUUGAUGAUAUUGAAUGGAACUUGGAAUCUUAUAAAAUGAAAAAACAACCAAAUGCUGGCGGUGGAAGUUUCUUGUCAGAGAUCUUUUCUUGUGAAAUUAUCACGAGGAUCUUAAAUGUGGAGUUGUUUAAAACCGAGAUGGAAAUCGAUUACUUCUUCGAAAAUCAGCCAAUGACCGAUUAUUUGGUUAAUUUUCGUCAUCUUUUUAAACAAACUUCUGCUUUGACGCUUGGAGUAUCAGUAACCAGAGCGUACGCACAUAAGAGAAGUUACACAAAACUUGACGCGUAUCGACUCCUAGCGAAAAAACUUGCAGGAAUCAAUUGUUCUACGAGGAAUAUAACAAACGCAAAAUUAUGGAAGCAAGUUUUACAUAUCUGGUGUCCAAGUGGAAAAGUUGCUAGGAUUGUUAGGAAGGUUUAUAACAAGUUGGAUAAUAAAUUAAAGAGUAAUACCGUCGUUAUCGUCACGAUAGUUAAUUGUAAAUGGGUUUUCACCAAUAAACGAUAA